AUGGACAGAUCAUCGUGCUGCCCACUAUUACUCAUCGGUAUACUAUUGCUCUCGGGUGCGAUCUCGAUGAGUCAGAGUGCGAAACGCCCGGUGCUUUGUAAGGACUGCAUAAGGAACAAGAUUAGUUAUCACCAUGGCGAUCGGUUGAUUGCAAGUCCGAUCAAUUUGCUCAAUCCCGAUCGCUACGAGUUCUUCACACUCGACGAUAAGGGCAAGGUGGUGAAGCGCAUCAUGACGUUCAACGAGAUACAGAGCAUCGUGGCCGGCAGUGAUAUUAGCGAGCAGAAGCUGUUUGCCAACGCCAAUAGCAACGAUCGUAUCAUGUCCAACGUCGUCUCCAACGUGCGCAACGUGUUGAACAACGAGCUGAACCUGAUGCACGUCCACGAGCAGCAGGGUGAUCACGGCACAACGGAACUACCCUUUUCGGAUGUGAUCAGCAUGAAGCACGAGCCUCUGACGACAACGACGACCACGACAACGACCAUCAAAACGACGAGUGCCGAGGAGCAGCAAGUAACGGAAAGUCCUUCCAAAGCCACAGCCUCGAUCGGUGGGGAGCAAGACAGCGUCACGACACCGCUCUUCACGGUAGGACAGCAGACAAAGUUGGAAAGCAACACGAAACAAAAUGUUCCGACGACAACAACAACGGAAAAAACUACAACUAAACGACCAACAACUACAACGAGUACUACGGUACGGACGACCAAACGUACGACGACAAUCACUACCACGGAACCGACCACGACGGCCAGUACUACGGUAAGAACAACGGAACCACCGAGCACCACGCCUAGCACAACGGUCCGAACUACAGAGACAACAACAUCGAAGCCAACGACGAAAACCACGGAAGAACUAACAGUAAGAUCGUCGGUCCGUCCGGCGCUGAAAACUACGGAACCACCUUCAACGACGACAACGGCUCGAACGACACCGAAACCGGCAACGACCACCACAACGAGCACAACCACGCCACGUUCGACCAGCUCCCCAAGCUCAACCACUAGGCUACCAUCUACAACGGUACAACCGGUGCGGGUUUUGACCACCACCCUUGGACCGAUUCCCGAGAAACCAUUGCUGAAAAACACGCAACGACCUCUAGAACGGCCAGUUGAGCAUGUAACACAACCAACGACGACCACAUCAUUUGUGUCUAGCUCGUCUGAAGCGACGACUGUCGAGUACCUGUCGUCCGAAUCUUCCGAAAUGGCCAUCGGACAGUCGGUGGUUAGCACGGAAGAGUUGAGGGAUGUUCCGGUAAAGAAACUGUCUCAAACCGCACCGCCUACUACAACAACCCUGACUACAACAACAACCGAGAGCACGACCAGACUUACAACGACGACAACGCAAGCUAGUCCGAUGCCAGAGACAACCCACCAAACGCCAACAUUUUCCCCACCGGCCAAUGAUGCCUUAUCUGAAGUGCUUAAAGAUUUGGUUGCACAAUCCACGAGCCAGCUGGAGGAUGAUUCAUCGGAAGAGCACCGCAUCCCAACCGAAUCCGAUGAUUUCACGUUCACCGAUGCGAUCUCGCAGUAUCUUACCGAUCUGCAGAGACAACCGAUCGCUACCACCGUUUCGGAUGAUGAGGACACAGCAUCGACGGAAGCGACGACGGUUGCGGCGAUGGAAAAGGCAACGAUUCCGACUGUGCGACCUCUCGUGUCGAGUGAGGAGGAUUCUACGGCUGCUGGUACGGAGGAACUGGACGUAUCGGGAGAGGAAACCACUACUACAUCGUACAGUCCCAUGUCCGAACCAUCACCGCUGGCCAAUAUGAUCAAUCCAGCUGCACAGCAUGCCAUCCACAAGAUCAUCGAAUCGCUGCAAUCGGAUGACGAGGAUCAGGAAGGAAGUGGCAGUUUUGGCGAGGAAAUGCCGGAUACAGAAGCGAACUACGUGGGAACUAAUGCCCCAACGGAGCUGAGUUACGAUGCGCAAAGUUCCCUUAAUGCCAUUAUCCAAUCGCUUGGCCAAGGAACUCUGCUUAGUAUAGCCGGAGUUACAGAGAAGUCACAGGAUGUAACUGACAUGGAGGAGCUUACAACAGAGCCUUUGGCGCUUAAGACGAAUCCUCCUACGAGCACCACUACAACUACUACUCCAGCCACUACAACCAAACUACCAAGUACUACAAGCACCACCACAACUACGACGACCACUCCAAAACCAACUACUAAGCAGCCUACUACGAUGUCAGUAUCUACCACCACGGUUCCAGUGCGGACGACAACGGCCAUCGCAGAACCGUCCGAACAGCAGCUGUUACCCAACUACAACACCAACAUUAUGGACACGAUUGAGAAGUUCCUCAGCCGAUUUGCUGGCCUAGUGAACGAGGAAACGCCCGCUGUUAAUCUGACGAGGAUGAACGCUGUUCUAGGAGGCUUCCCGGCCGAGAUGAAUAUGUCGGAUUACAUCGAUAAGACCGCAACGGUGGCUUCGGUACUAAAGUUCCCCCAAAUCCAACUCAAAGCCAAUGACGACAACUCGCCGGCGGCAACUCCUUCACAGCCACUAAAGAGCCAAGAGCCUGAGAGCAGCAUGGCUAUGCCGGAGCCGAUGUUGAACGAAACCGUUGCUUCGUUUAUGAAACUUGGCGAAAUGCUUACGAUGGGCGCUCAGGCCGCUGCACCCCUUGAGCAGCAAGUACCGGUCCAGCUGGAGCUGAAAACCGUUGUCGAUGAAGAGGAAACGGAACUGUUGCGUUUCCUUGCGAUCUGUAGCAAUUUGGGAACGACGCUGUACCGUGAUCUAACCGAACACUCGGUACCAUCGUUGGAGGGCCGAAGUAUGGUUUACUCACCGUUCGCUACGAUAACCACGCUGUCCAUGCUGUUCCUCGGUACACGUGGAACCACAGCCGAGAGGAUCAAUGGUGUGAUCGGGCUCGAUGAGAUGACCUCCUUUAAUCCGCAUCUCUUCUUUAAAUCCAUUGGCGAUGACUUGAAACCACGCUACCGUCGUGCUGGCAUUGCCCCGAAAUAUCCAGGCCAACAGCUCGAAGGAUCUUCAUCGUUCAGGAACACACUGCUCAGCGACAAUAACCAGGGACGACUGCAGCGGUUCUUUAGGGCGCGCGUUCAGGAGAUCUAUUCGGCAGUCACCGAAUCCGUCGACUUUAACCAGAAGGAUGAAAUUCUGAGACACAUGAGCGGAGAUUUCCCGCGUGAUUACGUAGACACGCUGAAACAUUUGCGUUCACCGUUGAUAUCGAUUAGCAGAAACCGUUAUCGUCAUGAGUGUCACGAACCAACCAAGUACGGCACGAUGAAAUUCAGCAGGAGCUCUUCCGAGCCGGAUGGCACCAUCAACAGCAUGCCCAGUGUCACAUUCCGAUCCGGUUUCUCGACCGGUUUCUCAAAAGCUCUCGAUGCAACGAUCGUCUCGCUGCCCGGCUCAACGAGCAAUGUGUCCGUCUUUUUCCUGAAACCGGAAGUCGGUGUUGCUCGGGCGGCCGUAGCCAACCGCCUGGAAGCUCUCGAAGCUCACAUUCACACGCAGAACGUGGCCAACGUUUUGAAGCUCUUCCCGGACGAAACGGUACGCACGGCGUACGCCGAGGUGGAGUUGCCUUACUUUGUGCAGUCCACCAUGUACAACAUGAGCCGCAGUAUACAGCAGCUUGGUUUACAAAAUCUGUUCAACGCUAGCGGAGCCAACUUUAAUGGACUGCAGGACUCGCCCAUCUCGAACCUAUACCUGUCCGAAACCAUCCAAACGGAUUCGUUCGCCAUGUGUGCGAAUGAUGACGAUUUGUUCGCUAGAUCGGCACUUCCGUUCCGUAGUUUUUCGACGAACUUGCCGAAAAAUGUUGGACCAUCGGCAGCGCAGUCGGUGGAGCAGGGUUCCACUAACCGCCGGCGGCUCGUCCAGCGGAACCGUCGCAAGGGACUGCAACGGAAUCGAUCACUGGUGGGGCCGGCACCUCGCACGUUGGUAUUCGAUACACCGUUUCUGUACCUAGUGCGACAUAAUCCGACUGGUUUGGUCUUGUACAUGGGUCGAUUCCUGGGCUGA
Molecule: messenger RNA, 4032 nt
Organism: Anopheles aquasalis
Lineage: Eukaryota; Metazoa; Arthropoda; Insecta; Diptera; Culicidae
Product: mucin-17-like
Molecular function (GO): serine-type endopeptidase inhibitor activity
Source: RefSeq, a predicted model, not a curated record